UCACCAUUUUUCAGGGGGUUCGAUGUAAAAACCUCUCUCUGCGACUGCGAGACAAUAUAAAUAAAAUAAACAAUAAAACAACCAUUUCACAAUUCAUGCCAACUCGGGCAAGAUGAGCGAGAACCAGACACCAGAGAACAGCGACCCCGCCGGCCAAAAUCCUCCUGCCGGAGACUUCAACGCCGGAAACAUCGGUGGUGAUCCUCCUCCAUUCCAAGCUCCUCCCAAUGGCCGCCACCGCCAUCCUCCACCGAGGGCUCCCCUCGCAUGGGUUUCAAGAACUCAGUCAGCAGCUGGAGGUCGACAACAAUGGCGCCCCAUUAUUCGAGGACCUAUGCGUGGUAUUCAUGGACCUUACUGGCGUCCACCAACCUUCACUGCUCGACGGCAUCCUGCACUGCUGAUUCGUGCCGAGGUAUUACCAAGACCUGGACGUGGAGAUGGACGUGGGCGUGGGCGUGGUCGUCCACCAACUGCUCGAGGGUCAUCCCGUGGUAGACGUCGGCGUUCACGGUCGAGUUCCAGCGAUGGAGCAAGAUCGAAUUCUCAAGAACCUUUCAAUGCCGCUCGCGCCAGGGGAUCAUCAAGACGUGGACGUGGACGUGGACGUCCACCUCUCAAUGCCGGCCAGCAGACUUCACCGGUAGCUCCGGCCAGGGGAUCAUCAAUACGUCGACGUGGACGUGGACGUGGACGUGGACGUGGUCGUGGUCGUCCACCUCUCAAUGCCGGCCAGCAGACUUCACCGGUGGCUCCGGCCAGGGGAUCAUCAAUACGUCGACGUGGACGUGGACGUGGACGUGGACGUGGUCGUGGUCGUCCACCUCUCAAUGCCGGCCAGCAGACUUCACCGGUGGCUCCGGCCAGGAGAUCAGCAAGACUUGGGCGUGGUUGUCCACCCGGUUCUCGAGGUUGUCCUCCGACUGCACGAGGGUUGGCACGUGGCAGAAGUCAGGUGGAUUCCGGUGAGGAGAUAGGAGUUGGUCGUGCACGGAGAGGUCGAGGUCGUCCACUGGGUAGUCGGAAGAGGAGGGGCAGCGCCGAUGAUGGAUCCGCCGGGAGAAAACGUACUAAGCGUGACGCCGGUGAGCCAUCGUCGUCGGCGGCGUAGAUGAAGUUUGUGAUGAGUUGCGUAGUG
Dioscorea cayenensis subsp. rotundata (Guinea yam) is the source of this 1138-nucleotide messenger RNA. Its product is annotated as basic salivary proline-rich protein 2-like. The coding region runs from base 113 to 1111 and encodes 332 amino acids. The transcript has a single exon. The record is from RefSeq and is a predicted model, not a curated record. Lineage: Eukaryota; Viridiplantae; Streptophyta; Magnoliopsida; Dioscoreales; Dioscoreaceae. Gene Ontology annotation, molecular function: DNA binding.